AAUUUAACCGCAUGAAUAACGCUAAAUGUGAACACGCAUAUUUCGCUGGAUUUUAACCUUGGUUUUGUCCUCAUCAUUGGUAUGACUAAAUCAGUGAUCACAUUGUGGACAUGUCUUCUUCACUAACUAAAAACCAUCGAUUAAUUUUACUUGGAAACGCGUCCAAUUUGAUCAACAUUUGUGCGAUAUUUUUCUUUGGCAAAGUUUAAUAUAUUUCUAAAUAAUACAAACGGAAACCAAAAUCUGUAAAAAGCCGCCUACUGCACGCCAAAUUUCCGAGUCUGAGAACACCUGUCGUUUCGUACAAACCUCGCAACUAUAUUGUUAAUGUUUCAUUGUGAAUAACACCGCGGGAAAUAACUAAAGAGCAACGUGGGAAAGAAUGGUCUCAUCACGGCAUGAGAGUGAGAACAUAUUCAACAUAAAAUAUAAACAGAAAUUGAUGUUUACCAUAUCACAACAACUUUCGUUUCAAGUAUUUCUGAUUUCUUGAUCGACAAUCGAUAUUCCAAGAACUUCGCAACAAAGACAAAGUUUUAGUUGCAGAAAUUUUCUCUGUUCUUGAAUUAUUGGAUUUGUGGCAACAAUUCAAUGGGAAUGAACAACGUCAGUUAGAAAUUAGAGUUGAUUUUACUCGACAUAUCGUUGGGGGUAUUGAAGUAUCAUUGUGCAAUCGAUCAUAUUGGUAGAGAUCAGACUGAGGAUUUUUUGAAGAUGAUACCUCUUAUUAUGAAUCUGUGAAUCUCUACACCACAUCAUGGUCAUGUAUCUUGUAGCCAUAUUUCUACUCCUGGCAUUCUCAACAAAGUCGUUGGCUAGCGUGAAGUUCACCAAGACUUGUCCUCACUCCUGCAUCUGUAGCGGAACGUCAGCCAGGUGUCGUGAGGUCACAGACUACACCCUUCCAGCUGUUCUGAGGCAACUCCCAAGCGACCUCACUAAUUUGGACCUCUCUUUAUGCAGUUUGACUCGUCUGAAAAAACACACGUUUCGGCGUUUUGGUAAAUUGGAGUUUCUAUCCCUUGAUGAAAACAACAUUGAAAGUCUCGAAAACGGUUGCUUCAAUGGUCUAAUCAAUUUAAGAGAACUGGACCUGCGUAAAAAUGGCAAUGAUUUCACAUUACAAGAUGAGGUCUUGAAAGAUACUCCAUUUCUAACCAAACUACACCUUGAGGGUAACCGAGGAAUCACAUCACUGCGCUUUCUCAGAACUAUAACCAGUUUACGAGAAAUUUCCGCGGAUUCUCUGAGUACUUGCUUACGUUGCAACUACAAAAGAAUUUCCAGAAACGAGCGUUGUCUAAGUCCUAGACGUUGCCUCGUCUCACGGGAGGAUCCUUUUGAGAAUACGUCGUGCACGUGCUCUGAAUGUAAUCCUAUCAAUACCGGAAUGUCUACGGAGAAUUGCACCGAUGAAUUUCCGAUACCGCCAAGGAUUCUCGGAGAUAAUACUGCUGUUCGCGUUGUAUUAUGGGUAAUAUCGACUCUUGCGUUAGUGUCGAAUCUAGCGUUGAUUGGCACUUGGAUAUAUACGCAUGCCCGCCGACAAAAGUCGCUGAGUAUUUUUAUCGUUGGCUUAGCUCUCUCGAAUUUAUUUGUGACCUCUAGUGUUCUCACCCUUCUGGUUGCUGAUAGUCACCAGUCUCCGAGAGACGAGACAAGUGCCCUUGGCGAAGGAAAUUGGUCCCAGUCUGUUUGUAGCUCGGUUUAUUUCCUUAAGCAUUUUGGGAUAUAUUCAUUUGUAAUUACUCUGACUUUGAUUAUACUGGAGCGAUUUUCAAAACUGGGUUACAAACUAUGCAUUGCUGCUGAUAUCUCGUUCCGUCGCUCGGUCGUGUACACUGCCGAGGCCUGGGUGCUAUCAUUCUUGCUAAUUAUUCCACCCUGGACGCGGGUAACGACCUGGCACAAGUUUUGUAUGGCGAAUUAUGAAAUGGUGUUCGCCCAAGUGAUGUAUAUCAUAUGCGGUUUACUGGUGUUGGGUGUCUGUUGCUCAAUCCUAGUGCAGGUUUGCCUGCUAUUUUGGCGCCGGAUUCUCACCCAAAAUUCGGGCACACGAAAUAAAGAAACCCGCACAGACAUUCGCCUGGUUAUAGCGGGCGUAGUAACUUUCGUGAUGAUGGGCAUUCCUCAUUGUUCUGUCGCUAUUCUGCAAAUAACCAAGAAAGAAUCCGGAACUGAGGUGGUUACCAUUCUCCUGGUGAUAGCAUGUCUUCUGCAGUCACUUAUAUUUAUACACUACUCGCCAAAUGCAAUCCGCUUGAGCGACACAUUAUCCACAAAAAACAUGGAGUGUACAUGUGGAAAAUGUAAUGUUGAACAAUUCUACUGCACGAAGUACUCGCUUGACUCGCUCAAUCAACCGAAAUCCCCUGACACUUAUGCGGAAUAUGGGGAUGAAUACGAAAGCCAGCGACCCUUUCCGAAAGCUAAAACUACAGAACAUGUUUCGGCCGACUCUCUUCUUGAUUUAGACACAUGGACGUCGCGCAGCACGAAGACAAAGUCCUGGAUCGAGUCGUGUGACUAUGAAGAUCUGAGAAAGAUUAGAACCCAACCAUGGGUUCAAUGUUCGAGACAGGGCAGCAGUUCUCAAGAGAUCAUAAGAAAGCCACGUGCUCUGACGUGGAGCGAUAAAUAUGGCGGGAAGUCUACUUCAACUUCGGGUGUUAAUGACGUAUCAAGUGUGACGUCUUCGUCUUCCGAGCAUGCGUCGAGCAUCUCAAACCGUGCUCGGUCAAGCUCAGAACGAGAACGCUCUUCAUCUGAUCGCACGCCGUCGGUAGGAGUCGUCACGAAAGAAAACACGAUGGUCAGAAUAGAACCUGAACUUCUGACAGUGGAGCACGAAGUUGCCACAACAGAACACGAAGCGGAUGAUGAAAAAACAUGUGAACACAAAAGAAGGUCGAAGCGCUUGAGUUCCUUGCGAGGUCUUAUACAACGAGCGCUUUCCCCAAAACGCCAAAGAUCUAAAUCUUUGCCUGAAAAAACUGAGGAAUGUAUUAAAAAGUUUGAACGCUCUCAAUCAGCGCCGUUUGCGGAGAUAACACUGGAAAAACCCGCAAAACUCAACAAUAUUCUUACAAUUGAGAUUCCACCAGAGUCUAAAAAUGUUGGACCGGAGUGCGUACACGAAAAGACUGGUGAGAGUACAUAUAUGGACCGUCUAGCAUCUUUCUUCAUCCUAGCACCCGCAAAAUCCCCCAAAUACCCACGAAAACCUACGCUCUCCCCUAGUAAAUCGAAGCCAGUAGGUGUAAGUUCUCCAACUCCAUCGCAAAAAAGCUCAAUGGCAGAAAGACUUGCGAAAAGUUUAUCUAUCGGUAGAAAAUCCCCUUCACAUGAACCCGCAUCACCCGGGAAGACGAUCGCCCUAGAAGCGGGUGAUAUCCUCACCGAAUUACCAGUCAUGCGAAGACACAAACUCAGAACCAAGCCCCGAGAUGCGAUGGCGCGCAUAAGUACUGCUUCGACUGGUUCAACUGGCUCUGCCACGACCAGAUACAGCAUGGAAUGGGAUCCAAUUGGAUCUGUCGAAGGUUAUGCCGAACGCGAAGUUUUACCCCCCUACCCACCAAUUAAAACCCACAACGGUCACCCCCCUGUAAAUGUAUCGAGGCCUGUGUCUAGUGUCCAGCUUCCCGAGCAACCCAAAUCCACUGAGCGAACUAGUUUGUACAGUUUGGAUUGGGAUCCAACUUCUGUCCAAUUACGGAACAGUGUUGUUUCACGUGAUAGUUUAGGAUCACUUGGGGAUCUCAGUGACGACGAAGGACAGAUGUAUGAUAUAGAAGAUUGUGAAGGAUCGAAAGGUAAAACUGUGUGGGUGUAAACUGUUAAAAACUGAGAGAUGUACAAUAAUUUAAGGCGGUUUCACCAAGAAUAUCAUACUCAGUAGCAGAUGAUGAUCAAAUUACAGCAAUAGAAUG
Dendronephthya gigantea is the source of this 3932-nucleotide messenger RNA. RefSeq lists its product as uncharacterized. NCBI's taxonomy places the organism in Eukaryota, Metazoa, Cnidaria, Anthozoa, Malacalcyonacea, Nephtheidae. Gene Ontology annotation, cellular component: membrane. Gene Ontology annotation, biological process: G protein-coupled receptor signaling pathway. The transcript has 6 exons. Bases 758 to 3835 code for a protein of 1025 amino acids. The record is from RefSeq and is a predicted model, not a curated record. Gene Ontology annotation, molecular function: G protein-coupled receptor activity; protein binding.